Molecule: messenger RNA, 1434 nt
Organism: Oncorhynchus gorbuscha (pink salmon)
Lineage: Eukaryota; Metazoa; Chordata; Actinopteri; Salmoniformes; Salmonidae
Product: collagen alpha-3(VI) chain-like
Exons: 4
Coding region: 1-1434 (477 amino acids)
Source: RefSeq, a predicted model, not a curated record
AUGAGAACAAAGAUCGCGUGGCUGUGGUCCAGUACAGUAGAGAUCCAGCCGCAAUUCUAUCUGAACACAUACACAACAAGCAGAGAUUCUCAGCACUGCAAGAGGUCUGAGACACAGGUGGGAGACCUCUCAACACUGGAGCAGCUCUCCAGUAUAGAUCAAGAAGUUCAUUUCUAUCUGAACACAUACACCACAAAGGAGGACAUUCUUAACACUGUGAGAAGUCUGAGGCACAGAGGAGGUAGACCCCUUAACACUGGGGCAGCCCUCCAAUACGUAAGGGACAACGUCCUUACUGCCUCCUCUGGAAGCAGAAGCCAAGAGGGCGUCCCUCAGAUGCUGAUACUGCUGAGUGGGGGAAGGUCCAGUGAUAAUGUUGACAUACCAGCUUCUGCCCUGAAAGACAGUGGGGUCUUGAUCUUUGGCAUUGGAACCAGAAAUUCCAGCAGAGAGGUUCAAGGGAUUGCCACUGAUCCUAGUUUUUCCCAGUCUGUUUCUGAAUUCACUGACCUCCCCAGCAUCCAGGAGCAGUUUUUCUCCACACUCAUAACUGUACAAGUUGAGGCCACACCCAAAACCCCAACAGUCAUAGUGGACCAAAGCAUUGCCAGAAAGGAUGUAGUAUUCCUGCUGGAUGGUUCUGAUGGCACUAGGAAUGGCUUUCCAGCAAUGCGUGACUUUGUUCAAAGAGUGGUAGAGAAACUCACUGUGGAGGAGAACAGAGAUCGAGUCUCUGUGGUCCAGUAUAGCAAAGAAUCAGAGGCCCACUUCUAUUUGAACACUUACACAACAAAGGAAGACGUUGUGGACACCGUAAGAGGCCUGAGGCACAAAGGAGGGAGACCCCUCAACACUGGGGCAGCUCUCCAGUAUGUCAGGGACAAUGUCUUUAUUGCCUCCUCCGGAAGUAGGCGCCUUGAAGGUGUUCCACAGAUUCUGAUACUGCUGAAUGGUGGAAGGUCCUUUGACAAUGUAGAUACACCAGCGUCUGCUCUCAAGGAGCUUGGUGUCUUGGUGUUUGGAAUUGGAACAAGGAGCUCUGAUAGCAGAGAAUUACAAAAAAUAUCCUAUGACCCCAGUUAUGCUCUUUCCGUGUCUGAAUUUACUGACCUCCCCAACGUCCAACAGCAGCUUCUUUCUGCUAUGGGCACUGUCAUUGUACAGGUCACAACCAUGACACCAACAGUAAAACCAACAAUCCUAGUUGAGAGUCAGGCUCCCAGGAGGGAUGUCGUGUUCUUGCUGGAUGGAUCUGAUGGCACGAGGAGUGGAUUCCCAGCAAUGCGGGACUUUGUUCAAGUAGUGGAGACACUCGGUGUGGAUGAGAACAAAGAUCGCGUGGCUGUGGUCCAGUACAGUAGAGAUCCAGCCGCCCAAUUCUAUCUGAACACAUACACAACAAAAGAGAUUCUCAACACUGCCAAAGAGGUCUGA